UUCUCCCCCUUCACCUUCACUCCCUGUGCGCGCGGGCGCGGCGUUACUGGCCGGCUCCCGACUUGCCAAACCACCAGAGUGCCAGACGCGCGCCGCCGACCCUUCUCCGUCCUCUACUCCGGCCUCCAGGCUCGCCGCCGCCGUGCCUAGCUCAUCGAUCGGUCACUGCACCUUGCAAGUUCCCAGACCCAGCCGUGAUUCCCCUUCUCCGCCUUUAUCCCCAUGGCUGCUUGGUAAAUUAAUCCCGUCCGCCCGUACGCAUCUUCUCCUCUAGUAGCGUUUCGAGGUGGCGGGUGGAGAAAUCAGAGGAGAUCGAGGGAAGCCGUCAUCGCGCAGCCUCCGCUAAGGACAUGGAAGCGGAGGAGGUUCAGGGGCAGCCUGGGAGGAGGCCGCGCAGGGUGGCCCGGCGGCGGUCCGGCGUGUACGAGCACUUCACCCGUUUCAGCGACGGCGACGGGAACGACAAGGCGCGGUGCAAGCGCUGCCAGCUGGUGCUCGGCGCGAGCACCAGGAACGGCACCAGCACCCUGUGGGCGCACGUCAGGAUUUGCUGGGGAGGCGAAGCCGCUGAUGCUGCGCGGCGGGCACCACGGCCGCCGGUACCCGCCGGCGCUUCCCCGUCACGCUCCCGUGGUGGAUCAUCCCAGGGUCGUCGGGAGACUGAUGAUGGCCUCGAAGACAAAAGUGCAAGCAGCAGUGCAGACCUUGCUCGGAUGAUCGCGCUUCACGGAUACGAUCCAUCCGUCGUGGAGGACGACUACUUCAGGAGCUUCGUGCGGAGCCUGGACCCUGAAUUUGAGGUGCCCUCGCGCGUCGCCAUUGAGGAGAUGUGCGAUGGGAUCUUUGACGAAGCAAGGAGGGAUUCCUUCUCCAAGCUAAGGCGCGCUCCUGGGCGGGUCGGCUUGGCAGUGGGCAAAGCUGAAACACCCGAGGCAGGGGAAGCCAUUUAUAUAGCAUGCCACUUCAUCGAUGAUCAGUGGAAUCUUCAUAAAUUCGUCCUGGAUGCUUUCGUGGAAGACGCACACCAUGAUGUUAUUGUCGGGGAUGUUCCAAUAUUGGGAGUCGGUGUGUUUCUUGCUCUUGCUGAUGUCACUGAUCUUAUUUCAGGGCAUGAAGAUAGGCUGUCCAUGUUGGCAUAUGAUAUUACUGACUGCGAUUUUCACCCUGCACUCAAGAACUACAUCGAUGACAUGAACUCUGAUGCCAAUCUAGGUUAUACCGCUACGACCUACGUGGACACCGUGCUUCACUUCGUUGCUCGAUGCAUUCUUCCACCUCCAAGCGUCACUAUCGGCAUUUUCCAGGACAUGAAGAAUUUAAAUUUAACCAGACAAGAGCACCAUCAACUUCUUUCGGAGCUUGACCUCGACUUAGAAUGGGCAUUCGACAAAAGGUGGUGUGCAUGCUACUCUUCUUUGCAGGUUCUAAGCAAGCGAGGACUUGUAGAAGCAGAUUUACGUGUACAGCUAUCGUGCAAGGUCUGGGAGCAAGUAUACCGCGGCAUUCAGACAAUUUCUACCUCCACCUUUCCCACUUCGAAUCUCUGUCUUGCAGAGUUGAUUAAGCUGAGGGAACUUUUGCAUUCUGAACUAGCACGGUUCAGUGGAGAUGAUGCAGACGUUCAAGACCGACACGAUUAUUUACAUUUUAACAGGAAGGCCAUAGAUGUUCUUAGAGGGGCAAGUGGCACUUUGGACAAGGCUGUACAAGAUUCAUACCUGGUUUGGUCAGUACCACUUACACUGGACCCCCGGUACAAACUCAGAUCAUUCGGAUGGUGCCAAUGAGACGGUGGCCACCACUAGCGUUCACCCAUUGGAGCAAGCAUGGAACGAACGAAGACGUUCACAACAUGACAUGGCUGUUCAAGUUAACAGUUGUUACCCAGAAACCCAGACAGAACUCGAUCG
Molecule: messenger RNA, 1910 nt
Organism: Panicum virgatum (switchgrass)
Lineage: Eukaryota; Viridiplantae; Streptophyta; Magnoliopsida; Poales; Poaceae
Product: zinc finger BED domain-containing protein RICESLEEPER 1-like
Exons: 2
Coding region: 351-1787 (478 amino acids)
Molecular function (GO): DNA binding
Source: RefSeq, a predicted model, not a curated record